GACCACAAAUCCAGUGAACCGAAAUUACAAAAGAAAAAGAGGAGCGAUAGGGACUUGGCAAUUUACACUAGCAGAUUGGUGAAUGGACUAAUUCUGUAAUCAGUCUGCUAUUUCCUAUUUUUCUGGUUCCAAGUUCUAACAUAUAUACACUUCAAGGUGUUGAGCAGUGAUUCAAUUAUCUAAAUGGCCGGAAGACAUUACAGUGCUGCUUCUGGAACCUUCAAACCCAGAUCUCCGGUACUACUUUUCCUCCUCGCAUUUCUCGCUCUCACUCUUCUCUUCUACAUCUUCUCCUCUUCUUCCCCGUCCCGCUAUUCCUCCCGAAACCCUAACUCCGAGAUCGAUUACUCCUUUGUAGCUUCGCUCGAGAAAUUUCUAACCAAAUCUCCGCUAUCCCCGACGGCCGGUGACGAUACUGUUUCAGGAACAACGUCAGUUGAGGAUGCUAAGAACCUGGACGAAUCCGCUUGGAAAAAUGAGAAUCAAAGGCUUUAUGAUGAGCCGUUUUACCCUGCUUUUUCGCCUCUCAAAGUAUACGUAUACGAAAUGCCAUCGAAAUUCACUUACGACUUACUCUGGUUGUUUCAUAAUACGUAUAGAGAGACUUCGAAUCUCACCUCUAAUGGCAGUCCUGUUCACCGCUUGAUUGAACAGCAUUCAAUUGAUUACUGGUUAUGGGCCGACUUAAUAGCAGCAGAAUCAGAGAGGCUAUUGAAGAAUGUUGUUAGAGUACAUAAGCAAGAGGAAGCUGACCUGUUCUACAUUCCGUUUUUCACUACCAUUAGCUUCUUCUUGAUGGAGAAGCAGCAAUGCAAGGCUCUUUAUAGGGAAGCUUUGAAAUGGGUUAUGGAUCAACCAGCUUGGAAUAGAUCUGAGGGAAGAGAUCACAUACUUCCAGUUCAUCAUCCUUGGUCUUUCAAAUCUGUCCGCAAGUUUAUGAAGAAAGCUAUUUGGUUGCUCCCAGAUAUGGACUCAACAGGGAACUGGUACAAGCCUGGGCAAGUUUAUCUCGAGAAAGACCUGAUACUUCCUUAUGUUGCCAAUGUCGAUCUAUGUGAUGCAAAAUGUUUAUCUGCAUCAAAGAGAUCUAUGCUGCUAUUUUUCCGGGGGAGACUUAAAAGAAAUGCUGGUGGGAAGAUACGUUCCAAACUUGUGGAAGAGCUCCAUGGUACAGAUGGAGUACUCAUUGAGGAGGGGACUGCUGGAGAAGGAGGAAAAGCAGCAGCACAGAGUGGCAUGCGCAAGAGUAUAUUUUGCCUAAGUCCAGCUGGUGACACCCCAUCAUCAGCGAGAUUGUUUGAUGCAAUUGUCAGUGGCUGCAUUCCUAUCAUAGUUAGCGAUGAACUAGAGCUUCCUUUUGAGGGGAUUCUUGAUUAUCGGAAGAUUGCUCUGUUCGUCUCUUCUAGUGAUGCUUUGCAACCAGGAUGGCUUCUCUCAUUUCUAAAAAGUGUUAGUGCAGCUCAAAUCAAAGAUAUGCAAGUGAACUUAGCUAAGUACGCAAGGCAUUUUGUUUAUUCUCAUCCAGCUCAGCCGCUAGGUCCUGAAGAUUUAGUCUGGAGAAUGGCUAUUAUUUAGUAUUUUCUUCUUCUUUUUUGGUUGGUUGGAGGGGGGUCUUCAUCUAUUUUGACUAUGCCAUCUGCGAGUUGCAGUAUGAAAGGUAAUAGAGUCCUGAAUUUUGCUUUCCUUCAUUUUCUGGUGAUUCACCAGAUGGCAGGUAAGCUGGUCAACAUCAAGCUUCACACUAGAAGGUCACAGCGGGCGGUGAAAGGAUCCAGAAGCGUGUGCACUUGUGAGUGCCGCCAUCCCAAUGUUACAAGCCCAGGUCCAUUGUCUUGAUUGUAGAUCACAGAUGUUUCUUUUUGUUUUCCUCGUAUAUUAUUUUGCACUUCAACAUUUGAUGUAGUUCUAAGAGACUUAGCAAUAUGUGAUUCUGAUUUAUUAUUUGUGUCAAAUGUUUGCCCAAAGAAUAUUAUGAUAGCUUGAUUUAGAAACUCAAUAUCAUGCAAUAUGUAUACACUCCUUUAGUGGAUUUCUGAAGAAUUCUCCA
Molecule: messenger RNA, 2047 nt
Organism: Nicotiana tabacum (common tobacco)
Lineage: Eukaryota; Viridiplantae; Streptophyta; Magnoliopsida; Solanales; Solanaceae
Product: putative arabinosyltransferase ARAD1
Molecular function (GO): glycosyltransferase activity
Source: RefSeq, a predicted model, not a curated record